This is a messenger RNA of Diaporthe citri, 1674 nucleotides long. RefSeq lists its product as uncharacterized. The transcript has 3 exons. Gene Ontology annotation, biological process: G protein-coupled receptor signaling pathway. Gene Ontology annotation, cellular component: membrane. The coding region runs from base 1 to 1674 and encodes 557 amino acids. The record is from RefSeq and is a predicted model, not a curated record. Lineage: Eukaryota; Fungi; Ascomycota; Sordariomycetes; Diaporthales; Diaporthaceae. Gene Ontology annotation, molecular function: mating-type factor pheromone receptor activity.
AUGCAUCUCGAGCAAGCUAUCGACUACGUUGGCGGCAACUACGGCCCGUCGACAGGCCAGCUUCUCAACAUCAUCUGCAGAAGCAUACUGCACUUUGCGGCCGUCGUGGCAUGUCUGGUGCCUAUGCAGCUCUUCUGCAGAAGCGGCGAGCUCGCUGGCGCGACCUUGGUCAUCUCCGGUGCCCUCAUGAACCUCUACCAUUUCACCAACACACUCACAUGGCACAACGACGACAUUGCGAAUUGGCCUCGGGGCUAUGGGUGGUGCGACAUCCAGCUUGCCUCUGCGGUACCGUUGGAGACCAUGGUAGCCGCCAGUACUUGUGCGAUCCUGCGCAAUGUGGCGAUCCAAAUCUCCUCGUUGCGGGCCACCACGCUCACGGGCAGCGAGAAGCGAAGGAAAAACCUCGCCCACGCCCUCAUCAUCUUCCCUGUCCCGUUGCUGGAAGGCAUCCUUUACUUCUUCGUCAUUAAGAUGAGGUACAACAUCUCGGGCAUCAUCGGAUGCCAGGCCAUCUUCCAGACCAACUGGGUGUUCGUGGUCUUCUUCCUCCUUCCAUGCCCAAUCUUCUCACUUUGCGCUGGUUAUUACGCAGUCAUCACAUGGUGGAGGUACAAGCAGAUUGACACCGAGUCUCGAGAGAGUCUGUGGAACUCUAGUAACCCCGGCGCCCGGGCCCGAAACGCAAGGGCACGAAGAAAGCUCUACUUCAUGACCCUGACGAUACUCACACCGUGGCUCCCCAUGCAGCUGGUAUUCCUGUACAACAACAUCAGCGCGGGGAUGCCUUGGUCAGAGCCAUUCGACCUCCCAUCCGUCCACAGCGAUGGCUGGAACCAGAUCGACUACGCUCCGAUCUCGACAGUCCCGUGGAUCCACCUGUACGGGACAUACGCAUAUGCCUUCGAGGUCCUCAUCGUAUUUCUCUACUUCGGUCUGACGAAGGAUGCUCACGACCUGUACCGUGAAUACCUGCGAACCUUGGGCCUCGGCAAGAUCUUUCCAAAACUCAACGAGGAGUACUUCCCAUCCGAACAGCCUCCUUCAAGCCUGAGCAGCAUGUGGUCUCGGGCAAAGAGAGCGCCUACUUUCGCUUCGUCAACGCAGGCUUCGCAAAACUCCAGCGGCCGUUCAAGCAACAAGACCAGCAUCAGCGCUCGCCAGGUCAACGAGGUAGACGAUGUACAGCUCCUGAACAUCCGUCUGAAUAGCCUGGACCUCGAGGCGGCUCGCUCAACGACGGAUGCCGCACGUUCAUCCGAGCAGAUGCCGCGGCUUCCCAUACGAAACCCAUGGGUCUUCCGCACCACGGCUGCACCACAGUUCAACAUGAGCACAAUCUUUGGCGGGGAUAAGGGCAGGGCUGCGAGCAAGUCAAGCAGCCAGGGCUCUCUCAAGCCCGUCAUACACCCUCUCCACACCACCCAGGCGCCCUCGGCCAUGGGCAAGUACCGCCCUGGCCCGUCCUCGAGUGGUGCUCAUGGUGCGGGUUGGAACCCUGCUCAGAGGGAUGGGCGCGUGCACACAAGAGUAUGGGCGGUGGAUCCUUAUGGCACAUCAGCUGUGGCCGGUGAAAGCUCGGGUGACAAGGAGAUGGAUGAAGGCAUUGUGAGGAUUGAGAGGCAUAUUUCAAGCUCCAGUGAGGUAUCCCCUCCAAGGCCUGCUUACCGCUAG